AUGGGAAAGAACUUUGAGACAAGCCGCAUUCGUGUAGGCAUCUUAGGCGCUGGGAUCGCCGGCUGCUGUCUAGCUGUUGGUCUCCUUCAGAACCCACUCUUAGACGUUCAGCUGUUUGAAAAAUAUGCAAACAUUCGAGUCCGCGGGUCUGGUCUUGCGCCACACGGCAACGCCAUCAGGGCCAUGGACUUGAUCUCGCCCAAGAUCAAGCAGGCAUACUUCAAUAAAUCGCACUUCAUGGCCAACGACGAACACACUGAGAUGGCAACACAGUUCAAAUUGUCUAGUGGUGAACAUGCUGGAGUUGUCUUUGCUGAGCUAGGGAGGGCCAAGGGCAGACGGACCGUUCAUCGCGCGCACUUCAUACAAGGACUGCUUGAAGAAGAUGUGGUUCCCCAUCAUCACGUUCACUUCAACAAGCGGGUCACUAAAAUGGAGGAAGACCCCAUCACACGAAAAGUCACCGUUUCAUUCGAAGAUGGCACUCAAGAUAUCUUUGAUAUUGUUUUCGGCGCGGAAGGUGUCAACAGCCCGACUAGGAAGUUUGUCCUCGGGCCUGAUCAUCCGAGCGCCUCUCCCGUCAACCACGACCAAUGGCGUCAGUUCCACACCACCGUCCCCAUGUCCGAAGCCAAGAUGGUCGUCCCUAUAGAGUCAGUCAACACAGUCAUUACGUAUUGCACACCUUACGGGUUCAUCAACGCAAUCCCGCUUGACCUUGGCCAAACGUACAGCGUGGGCUGCUAUCAAAGAGACACCAAAUGCCCGGAACGUGGCGCUCCGUUAAACCCCCAACUCUGGAAGGGUCUACUUCCGGGAGUCGAUGCCUUGAUAUCUCUUCUAGAACAAGGCCACACAGAGAAUUGGACUCUUCAAGACCAUGACCAUGCUCCCUCCUACUAUAGAGGACGGGUAGCCAUGGUCGGUGAUGCCGCCCACGGAACACUUCCUCACUCUGGCAACGGCGCUGCACAAGCCAUUGAGGAUUGCUCAGUGCUCACUGGUAUCUUCUUACGCUUGACAUCCUUGAAUGAGCUUGAAGCCGCUUUCAAAGCCUAUGACCAAGUGCGCAUUCCACGGAGUCAAAAGAUUGUAGAGAUUACGAGAAGCUUUGGGCGACUUUACAGCCGCGAUCCUGAUGAGAUUGUCCUGGAUGAGAUGAAGGCUGAGAUGAGGGAAGGUGGAAUGUACAUCAACGGAGUGGACAUGGAGGCUCAAGUCGAGAGUGCCAUCGAUGCCUUUGAGAGAUUCAAAGAGAUUUCAAACUGA
Messenger RNA from Colletotrichum phormii, 1269 nucleotides. RefSeq lists its product as uncharacterized. Gene Ontology annotation, biological process: secondary metabolite biosynthetic process. The transcript has 2 exons. The record is from RefSeq and is a predicted model, not a curated record. Bases 1 to 1269 code for a protein of 422 amino acids. Gene Ontology annotation, molecular function: FAD binding. NCBI's taxonomy places the organism in Eukaryota, Fungi, Ascomycota, Sordariomycetes, Glomerellales, Glomerellaceae.